Ictalurus furcatus (blue catfish) is the source of this 4704-nucleotide messenger RNA. RefSeq names its product netrin 4 (gene ntn4). The transcript has 10 exons. Gene Ontology annotation, cellular component: laminin trimer. Gene Ontology annotation, biological process: basement membrane assembly; substrate adhesion-dependent cell spreading; cell migration. Gene Ontology annotation, molecular function: protein binding. The coding region runs from base 1528 to 3282 and encodes 584 amino acids. NCBI's taxonomy places the organism in Eukaryota, Metazoa, Chordata, Actinopteri, Siluriformes, Ictaluridae. The record is from RefSeq and is a predicted model, not a curated record.
AUUGCAGGCUUAUGUGUAUUAAAGACUAAUAUUGGAAUAAAGAUUAACAAAUCAUUUAUUGUGGCGCCUAGUACACUCUUGGGUAAAAAAUAAAAUGGCCCAAGCACAAAAUGGCUAAAUAUUAAGCUUUUAAUGGUCUUAACAACAAAUCAUUGGUCAGGAAAUUAGCAAGAAUGAUAAAGUAGAUAAAGUAACUUAGUAUGUGAUAGCGUCUCAAUUUGAUUUCUUUAAAUAUUUCACCCUUGUGUAAACUUGCGGACAGCUUUUUAUUUUUAUGUGGGGGGGUCGAAAAUGGUUUAGCUUUUAGCACGUUUGUGUUACACCUCCAGGGUUGGGGGUUCAAGUCCCGCCUCUGCCCUGCAUGCGUGGAGGUUGCAUGCUCUCCCUGAGCCCUGGGGACUCCCUCCGGGUAUCCUGGUUUCCUCCCCCAGUCUAAAGACACGUGUUGUGGGCUGAGUGGUAUUUCCAAAUUGUCCGUAAUGUGUGAAUGUGUGCGAUUGUGCUCUGUCAUAGUUUGACCCCGAGUUCCUUGUGAUAGGCUCCAGCCUCCCCGUGACCCUGGAUAGGAUAAGCGGUACAGAAGAUGGAUGGAUGGAUGGAUUUAUUUUAUGUUUUUUUUUUGUUUUUGUUUUUUUUUUACUUUCUUUUAAUUUUGUACACCUAGGCAUGUGUUACUUUGAAUGUUACAUGAAACAUUUCAAUAACUAUCAUGAUUUUCACCUUUGCGUACAAGAAGACUAUAUAAGUGAGUUUCCCUGUUUCUAGCUUUUCCCCAAACAGUGCAGUGCAGCAAAAGUACACAAGCAAAUCGUGGCACAGGAUAUCUCAGGAGUGCAUGUGUUUAAUUCUUACUCAUUUUCUGACCAAUGUUUUGUUGUUAAAACCAUUAAAAGCUUAUUAUGUUGCCAUAUUGUGGUUGGCUCAUUUUUAUUUAUUUAUUUUGCCCAGAAGUGUAUGCCUUCCUGUGUGUUUGUGUGUGGCUUGGAUGAAACUCAAGUGUGACUCAACAGCCGAGGUUGCCGGGAAUGCUCCUUUAAAUCGGAGUCAAAAUGUUGGGAGAGGGGGCGGAGCUAAAGUUCACACUCCUGUCACUCAACGCUAUUCCAGAGAAUUCAGCUCGAGGAUCCAGCAGCACGAAGCUGGAAUGAGAUGUGUGUGUGAAGGGGAAAGCGUAUAUCUCACCUCACUGCCCGCGGACUCUCCCGGCACAUAAACGGUAAAAGUGUGUCCGAGUGUCCUGCUAAACAGAUGGCGGUGUCGCGUGAGAGUUGCGCCGCUGCCCAGGUGAGCGCUUUCUGUUCAACACGGAGGCAAAUGAGCGCAGCUCCGAGGCGCGCGCGCACCUGGCCGAGCCACGCUAAUGCAGUCAUGCUUCUACUUGCCGCUUGAGAGACGCUGGCGCUACUUGCGGAUCCUUCGCCGUUGUUCGGAUAAGAGAAUUCACUCCAGCGCUGAUCUUGUCAUUUGAAGACAUUUGAGACGGGUUUUUUUUGUGUGUGUUGUUUGAGACAUUUUGACGGGGCAUCGAUGGAGAGGUGGGCGUUGUUUCUCUUGCUCGCGUGCGGCGCUUCUCACUCUGCGCGUUCAGGCUGUGAGAACCGUGUAUGUAAUCCUCGUAUGGGCAACCUGGCCACUGGGCGCCCCAUGCUCACAGACACGCAGUGUGGCUCCACCACACCAGAGUACUUAUGUAGGUAUGACGAUGGCAGCUGUGUACCGCAGUGUGAAGUGUGUCACCCUCAUGCUCACCCACCCACCUCCAUGACCGACUCACCCUUCACACAGCCACCUACAUGGUGGCAGUCGGCCGGAGACGCCAUCGCUGAAACAUUACAGUUGGACCUGGAGGUGGAAUUUUACUUUACCCACUUGAUUGUGAUCUUCCACUCGCCACGCCCUGCAGCCAUGACUGUGGAGAGUUCGCGGGAUUUCGGGCAUACAUGGGGCACCCUGCACUUUUACGCCAGCAACUGCAGCUCCUGGUUUGGACUGAAAGAUGGCCAUGGCUGUACUGAGAAAUACUCAUCACCAAGGCCAUGUAGUGGUGGAGAGGUUAUAUAUCGUGCUCUCUCUCCCUGGGGCAUAUUAGAACCCUACAGCUCAGAGGCUCGUGCCCAACUUGGCAUCACCAACCUCCGAGUGCGCCUUCUGCAGCCUCAACCAUGGCCAUGUCAGCUCAAAGAGAGUAAUACCAGCCUCCUCAGUGUCCCCUAUGCCAUCUCUGACUUCAUCCUGAAGGGAGCCUGCUUGUGCCAUGGCCAUUCUGAUCAAUGUGUGCCAGCCAGUGGCUACCUGGCCACACACACUCGUGACCUCCAUGUGGUGCAUGGCAAGUGUGUGUGUCAGCAUCACACAGCAGGUGAUCACUGUGAGAGAUGUGAUCGUCUCUAUAAUGACCGGCCAUGGAGACCUGCAAGUGGUCUAACUGGAGAAGCUCACCAGUGUGCUAAAUGCAAGUGUAAUGGACAUGCAGAGAGCUGCCACUUUGACGUAAGUGUGUGGGUGCAUUCUGGUCAGAGAAGUGGAGGUGUGUGUCACUGCUUGCACAAUACAACAGGUCGACACUGUCAGCAUUGCCAGACUGGCUUUUACAGACAUCCAGAGAGACUACUGACUGCUGCCAACUCCUGUACAGCUUGCUUGUGCGACCGUGUUGGAACUGAGAGUUGUAACCCUGCUAAUGGGGAUUGUAUGUGCAAGCCUGGUGUGGCCAGCCCGCUGUGUGACAAAUGUAUGCUGGGAUACUGGGGUUUCAACCAGUAUGGUUGCAGACCUUGCCACUGCGCAGGUGACUGUGAUCCAUACAGUGGAGACUGCAUGACGGGGUCAGAUCCUGAUCACAACACCACCUUAUUUCGAGUGGAAGAGCUUUUUUCUGCCCUGAACUUCCAAGAGAAAUGUGUCUGCAAACAGCAGUCCCUUAGGAACAGAAAAAUCUUCUGCAUUAUGAAAUAUUCCUAUGCUCUAAAGGUUAGAGUGCUGGCAGCACAUGAUAAGGGCUCUCAUGCCGAGGUGGAUGUUAAAGUUCUGAAGGUGCUGUGGAGCAGCUCCACCCUGAGGCUCAUGCAAGGAACUGUCACUCUGUAUCCAGAGUCCUGGACCACUCGAGGCUGUACCUGCCCUGUACUGUACCCAGGGGAGGAAUAUCUCGUUGCUGGGCACCAUGAUGUGAGGAAAGGUCGACUUCUAGUCAACAUGAAGAGUUUAGUGAAGCCAUGGAGAGCCAAUCACAGUCAUCGAGUGCUACAGCUCCUUAAAACUAAAUGCACCGGAGUUAGAUAGCAACAGAGAGCGAGAGCGAGAGAGAAAGAAUGUGAGAGAGAGAGAGAUUGAGUGAGAGAGAGAGAGUGAGUGGGCUGUGGUCAAAUUUACACACUGUCUUGUGCAACUGUGUAUGUGAACUGAAUGUUGAGAGAUGAGAUCGGUUAUGAAUGUCUGUUGUACAGAAUGUAUAUUCAUUGAAUGUACAUAUUAUAAUGUAUGAAAUUUUGUAUCUUUUGGAGCCUGUACAUAACUUGCCAUUUGUAUAUAAUGUCCUGCUGAAAAUAUGCUCAUAAAAUGCAAUCAAAAAUGGCAUAGGACAGACAACGAAAAAACAUAACUGGCACUUUUUGAAAUGAUUUCUUCUAGGACCCUGCUUAAGGAAAAUACCGACUUUGGUGAAACUACUUGGAGACUAUUCUUUAAAUAAAUAACUACUGUUUCUAUUCAUGCCCAUCUCUUCUGCAUCAGUAGAUAAUACAAUACCAGUCUUAUCAUAUGAAUACUCCCUUUUUAUUCUAAUCUCAAUCCACUGCAUUUAACAGCGUAUGUGGGAUUACUUCAAAUAUUAACAUGUCCUGUACUGAGAAAAGGACAGAAAAUCUCUUUACUUAAACCACUCAUAAUGGAAGCCUGAGGGUAUUUGCUCAAUUCCAUCAAUAAGAGUUUAAACUAGACUGCAGAACACGUUCAAAAGGACAGUAAUUAUCCUGUAACAAUUAAGUCUUAGGAAGAGACAGACAUGAGAGAGUAUAUCGCCAAAAGUAGUUUUAAGGUGAUAAAUACCUGCGGGCGUUGCAAUUAUAGGGAAUAAUUUAUCUUCAUAUGUUUUUGGGUGGUUGGAAGAAACCCACAUGGACAUGGGAAGAACAUGCACAAGAUCAAACCUUCGACCCUGGAGCUGUGAGAUGGAAAUGCUACCCACUGUGCCACCCUGCCAGAUUUUGUCUCCAUUUUAUAAAUUGUAAUCUGUUAAAAUGUAUUUUGUAUGCUGAGUAGUGGCAGAAAGUAAUUCAAACAUUUUAUAAACUAUUUAGCCCUGUUAAGAUCCGUAAUAAAAUAUUUGUUCUAUGAUAAAACUGAUUGAUGACAUGAUUUGAUGAUCACAUUGUUGUAUCAUAAAUGUAUUUAUGAUUUAUGUAAUCGUUUAAUGAGUUUAAUGUAAUCGUAAUUUAUUGCCUUAAGAAGUUUUUGAUUAACUUAAACAGGUGUGUUAGAUCUUGGGCGGAGGAAGGUAGAUCUUAAAAUACCAGACAAUAACUUGGAAAAGGUGACUGAACCUGACAUUUGUUUCUAAACCAGGGAUGGGCAGUUCCAGUCCUGGAGGGACACUGCACUCUCCUGAAGAGUUUAGCUCCAUCCCUAAUCAAACACCCGAAAAAUCUAACCAAAGUCUUCAGGAUUAUCUUGUUUGAUUAGUGUUUUUGUGGGUAAACUAACUAA